This is a messenger RNA of Penicillium verrucosum, 3717 nucleotides long. RefSeq names its product ABC transporter B family protein. The record is from RefSeq and is a predicted model, not a curated record. Gene Ontology annotation, biological process: transmembrane transport. Gene Ontology annotation, cellular component: membrane. The coding region runs from base 1 to 3717 and encodes 1238 amino acids. Lineage: Eukaryota; Fungi; Ascomycota; Eurotiomycetes; Eurotiales; Aspergillaceae. Gene Ontology annotation, molecular function: ATP hydrolysis activity; ABC-type transporter activity; ATP binding. The transcript is spliced from 8 exons.
AUGGUGAAGAUGUCAGAAAAAAACACCCUCGCAGGGUCUGCCGCUCCUGUGGCGCCCCGUCUAGAGUUAAAGAAGGAUGAGAAAGAGAUACUCAAGCGCCAGAUUCAUACUCCAGAGUCUCAGAUGAGUCGCUUGGCGCUUCUAUACUCGUGCGCAACACCAUAUGAUUUACUCCUCCUGGUCAUCAGCUCAAUUGCAGCCAUCGUUGGCGGAGCUCUGCAACCUGUGUCUUUUCUCCUUUUAGGAGGCCUGGCUCAAGCAUUCAAAGAAUUUUUCAUCGGAACAUCCUCGGGAUCAUAUCUAUCAUCCCUGGUCGCAAGAUUCGCCCUGUAUUAUGUGUACAUCGCCAUUGGACAAUUUGUUUCGGUCUAUAUCUCAACAGCCGGAUUCAUGGUUGUAGGAGAAAAGAUUACCCAACGCCUCCGGGAGAAAUACCUCGCCGCUAUCCUUCGCCAAAACAUAGCAUUCUUUGAUGUCCUAGGAGCCGGAGAGAUCACCACCAGGAUCACCGCCGAUAUGAAUCUGAUCCAAGAUUCUUUGACCGGCAAACUUUCUCUGACGCUGUACUCCUGUUCUAAUUUCGGAGCAGCUCUUAUCAUAGCUUUCGUGAAAAGCUGGCGUAUGGCCCUUAUUUUGAUAUCAGCCUACGUCGCAGAGACUGGAUCUAUGAGCUUUUUCUCAUAUUUCAUGGUUAGGUAUACCCACCAGGCCCUAGAGGCCUAUGCAGACGGAUCGACAGCUGCCGAGGAGGCGAUCAGUUCAAUCAGACACGUUACUGCGUUUGGGAUUCAAGACAAGCUGGCCGAUAGGUACCAGAAGUUCCUUACCCAGGCCGAGGGGUAUGGUCUGAAAAGUCGCAUUGCGCUUGCGGCCAUGAUGGCCAUCAUGAACGGUGUCAUUUUCUGGACCUACGCACUCACCUUUUGGCAAGGGUCUCGCUUUCUGGUUGUUGGAGAAGUGGAAUUGGGGGCGCUGAUCACCAUCCUUCUUGCUACCCUGACUGGAGCAUUCACAUUUGGUAACAUAGCACCAAAUUUUCAAGCAUUCUCAACAGGUAUAGCAGCCACAGGAAAGAUCCUUGCAACCGUGUCUAGAAAUUCACCCCUAGACCCAUCCUCCUCCGCAGGGGACAGACUGAAAGCUGUGUCAGGGACAAUUGAGCUCAAGAAUAUUCGCUACAUUUACCCUUCAAGACCGGAUGUCCUUACUCUAGAUGGGAUCAAUCUAAAAUUUAUGGCCGGCAAGACUACCGCCAUUGUUGGUGCUUCUGGUUGUGGAAAAAGUACACUGGCCGGUUUGAUUGAAAGGUUUUAUGAACCGCUCAAUGGCGAAAUAAUACUCGAUGGCCACGACAUCGCGACUCUUAACCUGCAAUGGUACCGUCAACGAAUAGCAAUCGUGACACAGCAGCCCACACUCUUUGCCACAACUGUAUUUGAAAAUAUCAGAUUCGGUCUGAUCGGCACUGAGCACGAGCGUGCCCCUCCUAGUGUGGUAGAAAGCCUUGUCUUCGAUGCCGCGAAGAAGGCGAACUGCUUCGAAUUCAUUUCUGCGUUGCCGAGGGGAUUCCACAACAGUGUUGGAGAAAGGGGAUCAUUGCUUUCGGGUGGACAAAAGCAGCGAAUUGCCAUCGCACGAGCCAUUGUUAGCAAUCCGAAGGUCUUGCUGCUAGAUGAGGCUACUUCUGCCCUCGAUUCCCAGGCCGAGCGACUGGUACAAGCAGCACUUGAUGUUGCUGCAAAAGGUCGGACAACGAUCACAAUCAGUCACCGACUGUCUACAAUCACGGCAGCAGAAAAUAUUGUUGUAAUGUCUCACGGGCGCGUUGUCGAGCAAGGAACACACAAUGAGCUACUUGAGAAACGAUCGCUGUACUACGAAUUGGUAGAGAAGCAGCGCAUAUCGACAGAAGGAAAUACUGGCCCCAGUGAAGAAAAAUCAACGUUCGACGCAGAUACGGAAUUCCUGGAUUCGAACGAUUACGGGAAUAAGUCCAACAGCCACAUGAAUCAGAUUGAGAAGGCCCUCGUCACUGAAGACUUGGAGGCGGGUUCCGACGAGAAGGCUUAUAACCGCAAAUAUUCUCUAUGGGAGUUAAUGAAAUUCGUUGCCAACUUCAACAAACAAGAAACAUCCACAAUGCUUGCGGGUCUGUUCUUUUCGGUGAUCACAGGCGCAGGAAAUCCCACCCAGGCUGUGUUCUAUGGCAAGACCAUCUCGGCAUUGUCUCUACCGCCCAAUAUAGAUACCUCCUUCCGCGCAAUCCUCCAUCAGGAUAUAUUCAUGUUCGACAAACUAGGUUUCUCAACUGGUUCUCUUACAGCGGCAUUAUCUACGGAUGCUACCAACCUUGCGGGGAUGAGUGGUGUCACGCUGGGUUCCAUAUUUAUCAUUUCAACGACGUUGAUUGCUGGCGUGGCUGUAUCGAUUGCGAUAGGUUGGAAGCUGGGACUCGUCUGUACCGCAACAAUUCCAAUCGUUCUUACUUGUGGUCUUGUCCGCUUGAAGAUCCUUGGGAAAAUUGCACAGCAGUCAAAAGCUGCGUAUUCGGCCUCAGCAACGUAUGCCUGUGAGGCAAGCUCCGCCAUCAAGACGGUUGCAUCGCUAACUCUUGAAAGAGAAGUGCAGAAAGAGUACCACAGGAUACUGGAAACGCAGCGAAAGAAGUCUGUCAUUUCAACGCUGAAGUCCUCCACAUUUUAUGCGGCCUCCCAGUCGGCGAACUUCCUCUGCAUCGCGCUGGCCUUCUGGUAUGGAGGAAGUCUAAUCAUUCACGGAGGCUAUUCAAUGGUGCAGUUCUUCAUUGCUUACGCUGCGGUCAUCGCUGGUGCAUUCAGCGCCGGGGCAAUCUUCUCAUUUGCGCCCGAUAUGAGCAAAUCCCGUCAAGCAGCCCAAGACAUCAAAACACUGCUGAGCCGACCAGUCAGCAUUGACGCUCGCCAAGAAAAUGGCGAGCAGUUACCGAAGAUGGAUGGUAGCUUGGAGCUGCGCAAUAUCUAUUUCAGAUACCCCAACCGACCGGAGAGGAUGAUUUUGAAUGGCCUCAGCUUGACUGUCAAAACAGGACAAUACAUCGGUCUUAUAGGAGCGAGUGGAUGUGGGAAGAGCACCAUUAUUUCUUUACUGGAGCGAUUCUUUGAUCCCGAAGCUGGUCAAAUCUUGGUUGAUGGAAAAGACAUUUCCAAGUUGAAUAUCAAGAGCUACAGGAGUCAUCUUGCUCUGGUCAGUCAAGAGCCAACACUGUAUCAAGGAACUAUCAGGGAGAAUAUUAUCCUGGGAACCAAUGACGAGGAUGUUUCUGAGGAGAGAGUCAUCCAAGCCUGCAAGGAUGCUAACAUCUACGACUUCAUAAUCUCCCUGCCUGGUGGUUUCUCGACAGUUGUAGGAGCGAGGGGCGGUAUGCUCUCUGGCGGACAGCAACAACGGAUAGCCAUUGCGAGAGCGCUUCUUCGCGAUCCACGAAUCCUCCUUCUAGACGAAGCAACUUCUGCCCUCGAUUCUGGGUCAGAGAAGGUCGUCCAGGAUGCACUAAAUGCGGCGGCACGAGGCCGAACGACGGUCGCUGUUGCGCACCGGAUAAGCACAGUGCAGAAGGCCGAUUGUAUUUACGUGUUGCACGAAGGCAAUAUUGUAGAGCAGGGGAUGCACCAAGAUUUAAUGGCGCUGGGUGGAAGAUACUUUGAGUUAGUCAAGCUACAGGGCUUAGACAGCGUUUGA